Messenger RNA from Protobothrops mucrosquamatus (brown spotted pit viper), 747 nucleotides. It is a transcript of the gene GATC, whose product is annotated as glutamyl-tRNA amidotransferase subunit C. The record is from RefSeq and is a predicted model, not a curated record. Lineage: Eukaryota; Metazoa; Chordata; Lepidosauria; Squamata; Viperidae. The transcript is spliced from 4 exons. The coding region runs from base 1 to 447 and encodes 148 amino acids. Gene Ontology annotation, cellular component: glutamyl-tRNA(Gln) amidotransferase complex; mitochondrion. Gene Ontology annotation, molecular function: glutaminyl-tRNA synthase (glutamine-hydrolyzing) activity. Gene Ontology annotation, biological process: regulation of translational fidelity; mitochondrial translation; glutaminyl-tRNAGln biosynthesis via transamidation.
AUGGCCAAAACCAAAAAGCUGUCCAACGAUGUCAGGGACAAGAUUGUAGACUUACACAAGGCUGGGAUGGGCUACAAGACUAUCUCCAAAAGAAAAAAAUUGUGUGUCCAGCAGACCCAAAUUACUUUGGAGUUGUUGGAUCAUCUGGAGCGGCUGGCGCUGGUGGACUUCCGCAACUGGGAGGGCGUCCGCCGUUUGGAGAGCGCGGUGGCAUUUGCCGAGCAGCUUCAAGCCGUGAAUACCGAUGGAGUCGAACCCAUGGAGUCGGUGCUGGAAGACAGGCAUCUCUACCUCAGGGAAGAUGAUGUCUCGGAAGGGAAUUGCGCAGAGGAACUCCUGAAGAAGGCUGCCAAGACAGUUGAAGGAUAUUUCAUAGCUCCACCAGGUAACAUCCCUCUGCCAAAGGUAGAAGAGAGAAAUAGUUUUCUUCACAAGGAAGACUCUUAAUAGAAGAUUCGACUUGAAAUGCCAUCACCAACUGCUUUUAGACACAUUGUGCAUUGUUAUCUAGAUCAAAUUUUUAUAUCAGGUACCUCAUGUAAUGGGGGGGGGGAGAGGAGGGAGGAACAGGAACUGAAAUGAGUGGUGUUGCUUAGCCGAGACAAAAAUACUAAUUACAGAGCUGUAUGGAUUUGGAAAGAGUCUCUAAGUUUAACACAAACAUGAUGUGUGAACAUGUCUAGAACUUCUUUUAAACCCCAUACAAGAAUUCUGAUCACAUUAAAAUUUCGCACAAGUUUACUGGUA